Prunus armeniaca (apricot) is the source of this 444-nucleotide messenger RNA. The record is from the annotation of a GenBank genome assembly. Lineage: Eukaryota; Viridiplantae; Streptophyta; Magnoliopsida; Rosales; Rosaceae.
AUGGCUCAUCCACCAGACCACGGGUUUUGUACUAAUGGUGUUGUGAGGCUGGUUUUUGUUUUAGUGGCAGUGUGUUUGGUUGGGUACACUAUACGUCCAUCUUUGCACUGGAGCUUGAAGGAGAAAGGUUCAUGCCCUCAGUGUCCUUGUGAUUGUUCAAAAUAUUUCGACCCUAUACCUGUAGAUAUUAUCAAUAGCUCAUUUUCAGACUGUGGUAAACAUGAACCAGAAGUGAAAGAGGAAAUGGAGAAGGAUAUCAUAGCCUUGAUGUCGGAGGAGCUAAGUUUGCAGCAUACUGUAGCGAAUGAAACCUUGCAACGGACCGAUGCAUUGUUGAUGGGUGCAAGGAGAGUCUCUUUGCACUACCAAAAGAGGCAGAAAAAUGCAAUGCAGGAGUUGAAACAUGCGAAGAAGCAAGGGAGAGGGCUCAAGCAGAAUUUGUAG